Miscanthus lutarioriparius is the source of this 2217-nucleotide messenger RNA. NCBI's taxonomy places the organism in Eukaryota, Viridiplantae, Streptophyta, Magnoliopsida, Poales, Poaceae. The record is from the annotation of a GenBank genome assembly.
AUGGCCCACUUUGCCGAUCCGCUACCACCACCACCAGUUCUUUGCCGGCCGGACCAGGCGUCGGCGUUGCUCCGGCUGAAGAGUUCCUUCUCCACCGACGGCUGGGGUCUCUUUGAUAGGGAGGACGUGUGCACCGCCCUUGCAUCGUGGCGGGCGGGCACGGACUGCUGUGGCUGGGAGGGUGUUUGCUGCGGCGGCCAUGCCGACGGCCGCGUGACCACCCUCGACCUGGGUCAUUGCGGGUUACAGAGUGGCCUCCUGCACCCCGCACUUUUCGACCUAACAUCCCUGAGGAGGCAUCUGGACCCUUCCUGGAACAGCUUCAACGAGUCACAAAUCCCUGCCGUUGGGUUUGAACGACUCGUCGAGCUCGUUCAUCUCAACCUCUCCAACUGUGGAUUUGCAGGCCAGAUACCAGAUGGGAUACGACAGCUCACCAAAUUGGUCUUCUUUGACCUCUCAACCAAGAUCGACCUUAUUGAUGAAUACAGUGAAUAUUAUACAGUUGCGGGAUGGUGGGACGAGCUCCUUGUUGUAGAGCCAAACAUCUCAUCAUUCGUUGCUAAUCUUAGUCAUCUCCAAGAGCUUUACCUAGGCAGAGUCGAUUUGUCCGACAAUGGGGCAAGCUGGUGUAGUGCCUUUUCUAAUUCCACCACCUCUCAACUCCAGGUUCUUAGCUUACCAUAUACCGGCCUCAAAAGUCCCAUCUGUGGAUCAGUGUCCACUAUAACAUCACUCACUGAGGUCAACCUACAGUAUAAUGAGUUAUAUGGGCGAAUUCCGGAGUCCUUUGCUGAUUUACCUUCGCUUAGUGUUCUUAGACUUACCUAUAACUUUCUUGAUGGAUGGCUCCCCUCAAGGAUCUUCCAAAACAAAAAAUUAACAGCUAUUGAUGUCAGGUAUAAUUUCAAGUUAUCCGGGUCAUUGCCAAAUUUCUCAUCAGACAGUAUUAUCGUGGAUCUGCUUGUCACUGGAACUAACUUCUCUGGUCCUGUUCCGAGUUCCAUAAGCAAUCUCAGAUCCUUGAACAACUUGGGUAUUGCAUCAACUUAUUUUUCCCAGGAGCUUCCAUCGUCAAUCGGUGAGCUAAGAUCAUUAAGCUCGUUACAGCUCCCUAGUGUCUUGAGGCAUUUGCAUUCUGUUCAAUAUCUUGAUCUUUCAAACAAUCAAAUCCAUGGCACAAUACCUCACUGGGCAUGGGAAACUUGGAAAAGCUUGGUAGUUCUGGACUUAUCGCACAACAAAUUCAACAGCACAGGAUAUGACUCUAUUAGUCCAAUUGAUAUAGGCGUUAUUGUCCUUAGUUUUAACCUAUUUCAAGGACCCAUACCUAUACCAGGACCCUCUACUGAGGUGCUUGAUUGCUCGAACAAUGAGUUCUCAUCCAUCCCACUUAAUUUCGGGUCUCACUUCGUAUAUUUCAACUAUUUUGAUGCCUAUGCAAACAACCUCUCUGGAAAAAUCCCACCAUCGAUAUGUGGAGCAUGGACUAUGGACGUUAUUGAUCUCUCCUACAACAAUCUUAGUGGCUCCAUUCCAUCAUGUUUAAUGGAGGGUACUAGUGUGACUUUAUUAAAGCUGAGAAGAAAUCGCUUACAUGGAGAAUUACCAAAUAAUAUGAAUCAAAAUUGUUCAUUUGAGGCAUUAGAUCUUAAUUACAAUCAGAUCAAAGGAAAAUUACCAAGAUCCCUAGUUUCUUGCGGAGGCUUGGAGGUUUUUGACAUUGGGAAUAAUCAUAUCAAUGAUAUCUUUCCAUGUUGGCUGAGUAUGCUUCCUGAACUUCAAGUGCUUGUUUUGAAGGACAACAAGUUUGUAGGGGAGGUGGGGCCUUCUACUGCAGGAGAAAAGAACAAUUGUGAGUUUAUAAAACUCCGAAUUCUUGACUUGGCUUCAAACAAAUUCCCUGGCACUUUACAAGAUGAGUGGUUUAUGACCAUGAAAUCCAUGGUAAGCAUAUCUGUCAAUGAGAGUCUAGAUAAUCAUGUGAGUCAACUUGGGCAAACAUAUCAGUUUACCGACGCAAUCACAUACAGAGGGAAUGAAGAAGUCACAAUUUCCACAACUUUGAGCACCCUUGUACGCAUUGAUGUUUCGGAUAAUGCAUUUCAUGGUGCAAUCCCAAAGUCAAUUGGUGAUCUUGGUCUACUAAAUGGUGUAAACAUGUCACACAAUGCCUUCACUGGCCCAAUCCCACCUCAGUUUAAUUUGGUGCUCUGA